GUUUACGAGAAAUAAGGCAAACACGCCCUAAUAUUGCGAAGAGCUUCUCUGUCUCUAUCUUCGGAGACGAGGCUGCGCUUCUCUUCCCCUUCGAACCAUCUCUCCCAACUUCGACAAUGCCAUGUAGCGACAACCUCAGUUCUACUCCCGGCUAGCCUUCGCUCGUAAAUCCCCAAAUGGGUCUUCUCUAUAGAGCUUCGAAGACCCUUCAAUCAUCCAAGAAUGUGCCCUUCACGCUUAGCCCAUUUUCUGCCAUAUUUGGAGCCAACCCAGUGAAGAGCAGAUUGAAUAGGCCUUGCUUCGGGCUGAGUCGUGCUUUGUGUUCUCAUUCUCGCCAAAUUGCCAGAGAAAGUGUAGAUUUGAGCGAGUACCCUCCAGAUAGAAUUCGAAACUUCUCAAUCAUUGCACAUGUUGAUCAUGGAAAGAGUACGCUCGCUGACCGCCUUCUUGAGCUCACUGGGACUAUCAAGAAAGGCCAUGGUCAGCCUCAGUACCUUGAUAAAUUGCAGGUAGAAAGAGAAAGGGGAAUAACUGUUAAAGCUCAGACAGCGACAAUGUUCCACAGGCACAAAUUUCAUGGCCCUGACAAAAGUGAUGCUCAAGAAUCGCAGAGUUUUUUACUGAAUCUGAUCGACACACCUGGUCAUGUCGAUUUCAGCUAUGAAGUAUCUAGAUCCCUUGCAGCUUGCCAGGGUGCCCUGUUGGUUGUUGAUGCUGCCCAAGGUGUUCAGGCACAAACUGUUGCCAACUUUUAUCUUGCUUUUGAAUCUAACCUGACUAUAAUCCCUGUAAUAAACAAAAUUGACCAACCAACUGCCGAUCCAGAUCGGGUUAAAGCUCAGCUAAAGUCCAUGUUUGAUCUCAACCCUGGGGAUGCUCUUUUAACAUCUGCUAAAACUGGUCAGGGUCUUGAGCAGGUACUUCCUGCGGUAAUAGAGCGGAUUCCCCCUCCUCCCGGAAAUAGUAGUUCACCUUUGCGUAUGCUUUUGUUGGAUUCAUAUUAUGAUGAGUACAAAGGAGUAAUCUGCCAUGUAGCUGUUGUUGAUGGAGCUCUGAGCAAGGGGGAUAAAAUUUCAUCUGCGGCAACUGGCCAAACUUAUGAAGUAUUGGAUGUUGGUUUCAUGCAUCCUGAACUCACACCUACUGGAGUUCUUUUUACUGGGCAGGUGGGAUAUGUUGUGAGUGGCAUGCGUUCAACCAAAGAAGCACGUGUUGGAGAUACUCUAUAUCAUAGCAAAAGCAGUGUAGAGCCCCUUCCAGGUUUCAAGCCUGCAAAACACAUGGUAUUUUCUGGUCUAUAUCCAGCUGACGGGUCCGACUUUGAGGCACUAAACCAUGCAAUAGAGAGAUUGACAUGCAAUGAUGCCAGUGUUUCUGUUACAAAAGAGAGUAGCACAGCACUUGGUCUGGGCUUCAGAUGCGGUUUCUUAGGCUUACUUCACAUGGAUGUUUUUCAUCAGCGGCUUGAACAGGAGUAUGGAGCUCGUGUAAUUUCUACCACUCCAACUGUACCAUAUAUUUUUGAAUAUUCUGAUGGAAGCAAAGCACAAGUCCAGAAUCCUGCUGCAUUGGCCUCAAAUCCAGGUAAAAGAGUGACGGCUUGUUGGGAGCCUACAGUCAUAGCUACAAUUAUUAUUCCUAGUGAGUAUGUGGGGUCUGUUAUUACCCUUUGCUCUGAGCGGAGAGGGCAGCAGUUAGAGUACUCAUUUAUUGACAGCCAACGAGCUUUUAUGAAGUAUCGCUUACCUUUGAGGGAAAUUGUUGUCGACUUCUACAAUGAAUUGAAGAGUAUUACAUCAGGAUAUGCCACGUUUGAUUAUGAGGAUGCAGAAUAUCAAGCCUCGGACUUGGUGAAACUCGAUAUCCUUUUGAAUGGACAAUCUGUUGAUGCGAUGGCAACCAUUGUUCAUAAUUUGAAGGCACAACGUGUUGGUCGUGAACUGGUUGAGAAGCUUAAGAAAUUCAUAGACAGGCAAAUGUUUGAGAUUACAAUUCAAGCAGCUAUUGGGUCGAAGGUUAUUGCAAGGGAGACACUUUGCGGCUCAUAUUCUCGAAAGAAAAAAAAGAAAAAAAAGAAAAGAAGGGUGACACAUCCAGAUUUAACAGCCAGCUCUGGGCUUUAUGGGGCAGACAGCCUGCAGGAAUUCAUAAGUUGUUGCGGAAACAACUCUUCCAUAUCAUUCUGUGACAACUGACAAAUGAUCUCGAAUGAAUAUUCAUAAGCUUUGGUGGGUUCACACGGGCGUUUUCUUCAUAUUUGCUCCUUUUCUAAGAAUUUCUUUGCUUGUUUUCAGCGUUUCGGCCAUGAGAAAGAAUGUUCUUGCAAAGUGCUAUGGUGGGGAUGUUACUCGAAAGAGGAAGCUCUUGGAGAAGCAGAAGGAAGGAAAGAAGCGAAUGAAACGCGUUGGUUCAGUUGAUAUACCUCAGGAGGCUUUUCAUGAGCUGUUGAAGGUUUCAUGAAGAAUUUUGUGCCAAAGAGGCCAGUAAUCCCCCACCCCACUUCAUUUCUUCUCUUUAUAAAAUGCAAUUUUCACUUUGUAAAAUUUAUAUUAUUUAGCGGCAUGGUACUCCUAAAUUUUGUGACAAUUGAUAGUAAAAAAAAGGAAAGAAAGAAUAAGAAAUGGGAUUGAAUUGUUCUUUUCA
Messenger RNA from Malania oleifera, 2643 nucleotides. Its product is annotated as translation factor GUF1 homolog, mitochondrial. The transcript has 11 exons. Gene Ontology annotation, molecular function: GTP binding; mitochondrial ribosome binding; GTPase activity. Gene Ontology annotation, biological process: positive regulation of translation. The coding region runs from base 177 to 2195 and encodes 672 amino acids. Gene Ontology annotation, cellular component: mitochondrion. NCBI's taxonomy places the organism in Eukaryota, Viridiplantae, Streptophyta, Magnoliopsida, Santalales, Ximeniaceae. The record is from RefSeq and is a predicted model, not a curated record.